Molecule: messenger RNA, 3428 nt
Organism: Musa acuminata subsp. malaccensis (wild Malaysian banana)
Lineage: Eukaryota; Viridiplantae; Streptophyta; Magnoliopsida; Zingiberales; Musaceae
Biological process (GO): protein dephosphorylation
Cellular component (GO): protein phosphatase 4 complex; nucleoplasm
Molecular function (GO): protein phosphatase activator activity
Source: RefSeq, a predicted model, not a curated record
CCCUUUGGCUCGGCUCGUGCACGCAACAGUCGCGGGCGGAGAAAGGAGAGACGAAGAAGGGCUUCUUUACCCGCGACGUUGAUGGCGGUAAGGGUUUCCUACCUCUCGAUCUAGACCCUCCUCUUCCCCUCGUCUCUUCCUUCCGGAUCCCUAAGAAACCCUAGCCCGAAUUCCUCCAUCCCUCCCCCACCCCCCCCCCCCCCCCCGGUUCGGAUUCCAAGAGAAGCUGCGGUAGUCACGAAUCGGCGAUGGGCGCCCAGGGCAAACCCUCUAGUUCUUUGAAUUCCCUGCUUGUUAAGGUAUACCGCUUGAUUGAUGAGGGCAAAUGGGAUGAUCAGGGAACUGGGCAUGUUAGAAUUGAUUAUCCAGAGGGCUCCGAGGAUCUUAGUUUGAUUGUUGAAGAAGAAGAAAACGAAAACUUGAUUGUGCAUCGCAUCUCAGCAAGUGAAAUCUACAGAAGGCAAGAAGACACCAUAAUCUCGUGGAGAGAUUCAAAAUUGGCUACGGAUUUGGCAUUGAGUUUUCAAGAGGCAACUGGAUGUUCAUUUAUAUGGGAUCAAAUAUCUGAAGUUCAGAGAAACCUUCACUUCAGUAAUCUGGCAGUAGGUCUUGAGAUUGGCUCCCGUCCAGCAUUGGGAGCUCUAGAAGCUAGUACUAUUAUGCCUUUAAAUGAUGAUUCUUUUCAUACUAUCAACAGUGAAUUAAGAGAUCUUCCAUCUGUUGAAUUGUCCAGUCUUCCUUUUAUUUUGAAGAUUGUCGUGGAAAGUGGCAUCACAGAUCAGUUGCGCAUUGCAGAACUGAUAUUACAAGAUCAGGAGUUUUUCCCAAAGCUAAUAGACCUUUUCAGAAUGUGUGAGAAGGUAAAAAAUAUGGAUGGUCUUUACAUGAUUUUCAGAUUGGUUAAAGCAAUAUUUUGUCUGAACAGCCCUCAGGUCUUUGAUAGAAUUUUUGGAGAGGAAUAUGUCUUGGACAUCAUUGGAUCCCUUGAAUAUGAUCCUGAGCUCCCUCAAGUGCAACGGCAUCGUGCUUUUUUGAAGGAGCAUGUUGUUUUCAAGGAGGCCAUCCCUAUCAAAGACUCGUCUGUCUUGUCAAAGAUUCAUCAAACUUACAGAGUUGCUUAUGUAAAGGAUGUGAUUUUGGCAAGGGUGUUGGAUGAGGCUACAAUAGCAAGUCUUAGCUCAAUCAUUCAUGGAAAUAAUUCUUUUGUUAUUUCUUUGUUGAAAGAUGAUACUUCUUUUAUACAAGAAUUAUUUGCAAGGAUGAGAUCAACAUCCACUUCAGCUGAAUCAAAAAGGGAGUUGGUAUUGUUCUUGCAUGAAUUUUGCAAUCUGAGCAAAAGUUUGCAGCCAGUUCAACAAUUGCGGCUUUUCCGAGAUCUUGCUGCUGAAGGCAUAUUCGACAUCGUAACAGAUGCAUUGCAGAGUCAGGACAGAAAGCUUGUUUCUGCCGGGACAGACAUCCUUAUCCUCUUCCUCAACCUAGAUCCUAGUCUUCUCAGAACAUAUGUCAUCCAGCAAGAGGCAAAUUCUCUUCUUGGGCUUCUGGUUGAAGGUAUGAUAAGCAAUUUCACAGAGGAUAUGCAUUGUCAGUUCCUUGAGAUCAUUCGCAUAUUGGUGGAUUCACACAAUGCUUCGGGAUUGCAGAGAGAUGCAAUUAUUGAUAUUUUCUAUGAAAAACAUCUCAAUCGAUUAAUAGAUGUUCUUGCAUCAUCUUGUCGAACAAGAAAUAAUUCUCCCACCAUUCCGAGAUUGGUUACCUCUUGUGGUGGAGUUGAAUCUCAUGCUGUCACUAAGCCUGAAAUUUUAUCGAACAUCUGUGAUUUGCUUUGCUAUUGUGUGGUUCAACAUCCCUACAAAAUAAAGUGCAACUUUCUUAUGAACAAUGCCAUGGAGAAGGUCUUGUUUCUGACAAACAGAAGAGAGAGAUUUUUGGUUGUGGCAGCUGUUCGUUUUAUACGAACUGUCAUCUCUCGCAAUGAUGAGCAUCUUCUUCACCAUAUUGUGAAAAAUAAUCUUCUGAAACCGAUCAUUGAGGCCUUCAUCAAGAAUGGUGAUCGAUACAAUAUGCUGCAUUCAGGAGUACUGGAACUUCUCGAGUAUAUCCGGAAGGAGAAUCUCAAAAUUCUGGUCAUUUAUGUGGUUGAGUGUUUCUGGGAACAACUACUAAAAUUUCAGCAUCUGGGGAUAAUUCAGGCCCUAAAGAUUAAAUAUGAGCAGUGUCUGGAGAAAUCUGAGGCUAACAACACUAAUACUGCAGUCGACUCUCAAAAAAGGAUAGAGGAGCGGACCCUUGAAAAAGAGGAGGAAGACUACUUUAAUGAAGACAGUGAUGAAGAUUCUGGUGCUCAGCAUAUGCAUAACCAACAUGCACAUGCGACGUUGCCUAAUGGAACCAAAGUCAACUACUCAUCAAGGUCUGGAUCUGUUGGACUGGUUGAUUAUGAGGACGACGAAGAUGAUGAUGACUAUAAUCCACCUCCUAGGAAAUCAGAACCUUCCAUGGACAAUGAUGAUGAUGAUGGUUUUCCCAAGAUUAAACGCAAGUCAUCAACUACUGUUAGUUUGAAAGAUGAGAAGCUUUUGGUGACAAAGAAACAGAAACUGGAGGUUCGUUUAAAUGAUGGUGAGGAUGCUUCUGUGGCUUCGACCUGUGGCAACCAUGACUCACCCUGUAAAAGUGAGCCCUUGCAUGACUCUCCUUCCCAGUUAGAUUCAAAUGGAAGACCAGAUGAAAGUGACAUUGAAGGUGAAUCUGCAAACCCUCAAAUCCAUCGUUUAUCUGAUGCUUCAGAUACUGGGCAGUCAAGUAGAGAUGACUGUCCAUCGGUGCCCCACAACAAUCCAUCGCCCAAGAGGGUGGUGAAUGACAAAAACAUAUCUGGUUCGGAGCCAUUUUCAGUACGAUGAAGUGACGCUCCUACCGGGGCAUAAUUUGUCACAUUUGAUUUGAACCAAGGAACAUCCGGAUAGAAUGUCUUCCCUCCAAGAAAAAGUGAUGAAUUAGAAGAUCUCAACACCAGUAUGGUGACACGUAGGUUCCAAACUUCAGAUGAACUUUGGGAUUGCAUGAGCUGUGCAACUUGAGCAAGUAAACUGAAAUGACAAAACCAUUCUGCAGCCUGUAAUAUGCUUGCUCAUUUUCAUGACAUUCACAGAUCUAAUGCAUCUUUACAUGAUCUGGGCAAACCAAAAAAAAGAAGGGAAAGAAGAAGAAGAACAAGAAAGAGAAGAAAUUGUGGCCCUUUUUUUCCUCAGAAAUUUUGUGGGAAUGUUUUUAGUAUCAUUAUUGUAAAACUGAACAGAUUAUAAUUUUCUAUUGAAAUGUCAAUAGCAGAGCAGGGAUAGCAGAGUUAGAUGGCCAUUGUAAUUCAUUUGUGGCCUGGAUAUAAAAAUUACCCUCUUGGCCCGAGGUGUUGAUUUUUCUCCUCA